AUGCGCCCACGCUUAAGCUCUCUGAGGGCUGCCAUCAGAGCAACACCAGUCAACUCGAGGUCAUAUAUCAGGCUACCAGUUGAAAGGCCCAUCGAGGAAGAGACAUUGCCUCACUACCAGCCCGAACAAUUCUACCCCAUACACAUCGGAGAUGUACUAGAUGGCAGGUAUCGCAUUACCGGCAAGCUCAGUUUCGGUGCAUACUCGACAAGCUGGCUGUGUCGUGAUAUUGGUCAAAAGUAUGCGGUGGUCAAGGUUUCCACAUCCCUACAAAAGUACCCCACCGCGACUGAUCGCGAGUUCAAGAUCUACGAACAUCUCGCGAAUAUCAAUUCCUCGCACCCUGGACAAUCCCUCAUCCGAGAGCUAUAUGACUCCUUCGAGCUUCAGGGUCCAGCUGGUAAACACCGGUGUCUAGUACUCCAGCCUAUGCAUAUGACCAUCCUUGAGAUGAUGAGAUUAAACCCAAAGCCGUUCAAUCUUCCUCUUCUCAAAAUGACACUCCGAAGAAUAUUGCUAGCACUUGACUUCCUGCAUACCGAAGCCGACACCAUUCAUACAGAUCUAAAGACCGAUAAUCUAAUGCUUAGCUUAGAAGACAGCGCAAUACUGUCUGAUUUUGCUACCGAAGAACGCAACCAACCGAGUCCGAGGAAAGUGAUCGACGAAUCGCGCACAAUCUACCAGAGUCGACAGUUCCGCCGUCCCACGAACUACGGACUACCGAUCCUUUGUGACUUUGGAGAGGCGAGAAUCGGAAAGAAACAUGAGUCGAGCCCUUUUGUACAACCGAACAUCUAUCGAGCGCCAGAAAUCAUAUUUGAGAUGACCUGGGGAAGCGCCGUUGAUAUUUGGAAUUUGGGGUGUCUUGUUUGGGAUUUGUUUGAAGGAAAGCAUCUUUUUGGGGAUAUUUUGAAUACUCAUGGCCACUAUGAGCCAUUCAAGCAUCUGGCAUUAAUGGUCGCGUUAAUCGGUCCACCACCGACUAACUUUGUUCAGCGGAGUGAAACAACAGCGCAAUGCUUUGAUCGCAAUGGCACUUGGAUAGCCCAUGAAGAGGCGGGUGUGCCGCCAAUUUCCCUGGAUAGCCUCGAAACCCGGCUUUCCGGCUCAGAGAAACUGGAGUUUCUAAAAUUUCUUAGAUCCAUGCUUAAGUGGCUUCCAGAAGAACGCAGAACUGCGAGGCAGCUGCUGGAGGAUCCAUGGCUGCUCUGA
Penicillium olsonii is the source of this 1215-nucleotide messenger RNA. The record is from the annotation of a GenBank genome assembly. Lineage: Eukaryota; Fungi; Ascomycota; Eurotiomycetes; Eurotiales; Aspergillaceae.